Cyprinus carpio (common carp) is the source of this 1291-nucleotide messenger RNA. Its product is annotated as ras-related protein rab7-like. NCBI's taxonomy places the organism in Eukaryota, Metazoa, Chordata, Actinopteri, Cypriniformes, Cyprinidae. Gene Ontology annotation, biological process: phagosome-lysosome fusion; endosome to lysosome transport. Gene Ontology annotation, cellular component: lysosome; late endosome; phagocytic vesicle. Bases 187 to 801 code for a protein of 204 amino acids. The transcript is spliced from 6 exons. Gene Ontology annotation, molecular function: GTPase activity; GTP binding. The record is from RefSeq and is a predicted model, not a curated record.
GUCCCUUGUGACUCCACAGUCAUGUCCUGUUCUGCUAGGAAGAAACACAUUAUACCCUACAACAGCUGAUGUGCAUCUGGAUCGUAAGAAACACUGGGUGAUUUUUGUGGAAGAUUCGGACGCGCAGCGAAUAUCGAAACAGCAGCGACGGUAAACGUGAAGAGGUGAAGCUUUCUCCUACACAUUAUGGCCUCUCGUAAGAAGGUGCUGCUCAAAGUGAUCAUCCUAGGGGAUUCUGGAGUUGGGAAGACCUCUUUGAUGAACCAGUAUGUGAAUAAUAAGUUCAGUAAUCAGUAUAAGGCCACUAUUGGAGCCGACUUCCUGACUAAGGAGGUGAUGGUGGACGACAGACUGGUCACCAUGCAGAUUUGGGACACGGCGGGACAGGAGCGCUUUCAGUCUCUGGGCGUGGCUUUCUACAGAGGGGCGGACUGCUGCGUGCUGGUGUACGACGUCACGGCACCCACUACAUUCAAGACUAUGGACAGCUGGAGGGACGAGUUUCUCAUUCAGGCCAGUCCUCGUGACCCGGAGAACUUCCCCUUUGUUGUGCUGGGCAACAAAAUCGACCUGGAGAACCGGCAGGUGACGACAAAGCGAGCUCAAGCGUGGUGUCAGAGUAAGAACAACAUCCCCUAUUUUGAGACCAGUGCCAAAGAAGCCAUUAACGUGGACCAGGCCUUCCAAACUAUCGCUCGCAAUGCACUUAAACAGGAGUCGGUGGAGACGUAUGACUUCCCUGACCAGAUUAAACUGAGAGACGACAGACCGGUGUCUAGCAGCGAUGGCUGCAGCUGCUGAAGGAAAGACCAAACUGGGGACGGCAAGAGAAAGAGCCAACAUGGGAAAGGGAGAAAGCGAGAUGGAAAAGAUCCUCCCCUUUUCCUCCUUUAAAACCUCCAGGGUAUCAAAUGCCACGUGUGAAAGCUGAACAUCCAUUUUCUUGCUGAACUCCACGUAAACGUGUGAUGUGAUGAACUGUUGAGGAACAGAAAGACCAACGUGUUGCAUAUCCUCUGACAGUGCAUUUAUUACAAGUUCUGCUAUCACUACAGCUGUCCCAGAAUUUCCAUGUCGCUACUCCUGCUGUCCGUGCAAUUCGAUUUUCUUUUCUCAGAAAUGACCUUUGCUCUGCUAGUUCAUUGUGCCUUUUUAUUUUGUACUAUUUGUUAUUGUUACCAAUGCCUGUUUCACUCCUAUGCUGAAAGAAUAUUCAGUUAAGAACAUUACAUAUGUAAUAGGGCUGGGAAAUAUAACAAUAUUAAUAAAAUAUUUUAUCUGCCAUUUAAAA